AUGUAUACACUGUCUCGUAAAUGCAAACUUAUUCUUAGUUACGCUUGCUUAUUCAGUACGGUAUUUAUUAUCAUUGAUCGUUUUCUUCAACACGUAGAAACAUGCUGUAAUCAAUCGCAAUACUUACAUCGGCGGUCGUCGAACGAUUCGUCUUCGCUGACAAAAAUCCAUUCAUACGAUCUAGUACAUGAUAAAGAUCAAUUUCAACUACGAACAAUGCUCAUCGACUAUAUAAAAACGAAUCAAACAAACGCAGUAUGUGUAUCAGCAGACACCGUCGGAUUACACCCGUAUCACUCACAAAUAAAGCGUACCGCACUCAUUUCAUUUCCUCGCUCAGGAAAUACUUGGCUGAGAAAUUUAAUUGAAAAAUCAACCGGUUACUCGACAUCAUCUAUCUACUGUGACAAGUACUUGGAGAAAACUCUGCAUGCGGAAUGUGAUCGAGUGAAUGUGUUUCUAAUUAAGACUCACCUGCUAAAUCUUCGAUCAUUAAUCUUGCUAGAACCACAACGAUUCCGCUAUGACCAAUUCAUCUUUCUAAUUCGAAACCCUUUCGAUGCAAUUCUAUCUUUCCAUCAAUUUGAGCUUAUGAAGACUCAUGUGAACAAACUUGAUCAUCUUGAGAGAGAUGAUUCGAAUUCGACGAACAAAAUGUAUACUAAAAGAAUCCAAUUGAUGGUAUCACUCUACGCACGACUAUGUGAUGAAUAUGAAAAACUUCAACGAUCACAUAUAGUUGUUCGAUAUGAAGAUUUGAAGACUUCACCGGAAAUCAUUCUCAAGCAUAUUAAACGAUUUCUCGUGCCUUCUAUAAUCGAACGAAAAGGUGACAAACCCGUUGAAUUUCUUUACUAUUAUGAUAAUCCACGAAGGUAUUCUUCAUACGAGAAGGAAAACGACAUUGCAUUGGAAAAUGAGAAAAUUCUUUGUGCGAUAGCUGAUGAUCUACUCAAUCGAGACUAUGUCUAUCAAAGUUACAAAUACGACCCAUUUCAUUCAAUGAAGUACUUUUCCAACGCAACUAUUAAGUUGAUCAUAGCCAAACUUUCGAAGUGCUUAUGCCACUUCCAUUAUGACACUUUACUUCGAAAGCACAAUUUAAACAUAUCAUGUCAGUAG
Adineta ricciae is the source of this 1122-nucleotide messenger RNA. Lineage: Eukaryota; Metazoa; Rotifera; Eurotatoria; Adinetida; Adinetidae. The record is from the annotation of a GenBank genome assembly.